Chondrus crispus (carragheen) is the source of this 291-nucleotide messenger RNA. RefSeq lists its product as hypothetical. Lineage: Eukaryota; Rhodophyta; Florideophyceae; Gigartinales; Gigartinaceae. The record is from RefSeq and is a predicted model, not a curated record. The transcript has a single exon. The coding region runs from base 1 to 291 and encodes 96 amino acids.
AUGAUAGAGCAUGGAAAAGCGGAGGGCAGGAAUGGUCCAUUCUUCAGAUUUGUCAAAUCUAGGGACUGUUGUAUUAAAAUCGUUCAAACUGGUAGAAUCGCUGUUGGCAGCCUCUUCAAUGUGUCUGCGGAUUCUCAUUUUCCAAUUCUUCCGCGGUCCGACCGGAACCUGGUUCAACGCUCGCUCGUACAGCAGAACAAGGUACAACAACAGGCACUCAUUUCCAGUCUUUCCCCUGCUUAUUUUUAUAUGCUUGAGAUAGAUGGCGAAAUCGAGCAAUUCUUCAGAUGA